Molecule: messenger RNA, 1023 nt
Organism: Microthlaspi erraticum
Lineage: Eukaryota; Viridiplantae; Streptophyta; Magnoliopsida; Brassicales; Brassicaceae
Source: the annotation of a GenBank genome assembly
AUGGUACGAACACCAUGUUGCAGAGCAGAAGGGUUGAAGAAAGGAGCAUGGACGCAAGAAGAAGACCAAAAGCUCAUUGUCCACGUUCAACUUCACGGUGAAGGAGGAUGGCGAACCCUUCCCGAUAAAGCUGGACUCAAAAGAUGUGGCAAAAGCUGCAGACUUAGAUGGGCCAAUUACCUUAGACCUGACAUUAAGCGUGGAGAGUUUAGCCAAGAGGAUGAAGAUUCCAUUAUCAACCUCCAUGCCAUUCAUGGCAACAAAUGGUCGGCUAUAGCUAAUAGGUUACCGGGAAGAACAGACAAUGAAAUCAAGAACCAUUGGAACACACACAUCAAGAAACGUUUAGUCAAGAAAGGUAUUGAUCCGUUGACCCACAAAUCUCUUCUUGAUGGUGCUGGUAAAUCAUCGGACUAUCCGGAAACAGAGCCAGAUAAAAGCAGCGUUGAUCAUGUGGAAGAUGAUCAUAAGAAGUCAACCAUUAAAAAAUCUUCAGGAUCACCAUCAGCUCGGUUCUUGAACAGAGUAGCUAACAGAUUUGGUAAGAGAAUCAACCACAAUGCUCUAUCUGAUAUUAUUGGAAGUGGUGGCCCACUUACUAGUCACACUACACCUACACGUGCUUCUGAAUGUGAGAAGUCAACCAGCUCUUCCUCCACCCCAACCUCUUCGAAUCUCCUCGUUAGCCAAAACAUGAAUCUUGAUGCAAAAUCUUUGUCCUCGUACACGUUCUCCGACAACUCCCCCGUUAACGAUCCGUUAAUGUACGAUAAUAUGUUCGAUGAUAUAGAAGAUAUCGCGGAAUUUGCAUCUGGAUUUAUGAGUGAUGUUGUUUCUCAUGAUGAUGAAGAUUUCUUGAUGUUGGAUGAGUCUUGUUUGGAGAACACCUUGUUCAUGAGGGAACUUACAAUAAUUCUUCAAGAGGACAAAAUUGAGACGACUUGGUUUAAGGAUAGCCAGGUGACGCCGAUCAAUGAGGUUGAUGAUGCCUCCUUUGAAGAGUUUGACCACUAUUUUGGUUGA